AGUGAUCCGUACGUUAAGUUUAAAAUUGGAAAUAAAAUUGUAUAUAAGAGUAGAAUUGUUAAUAAAUGUCUGGACCCUAAAUGGGACGAGUAUUUCGUAAUUCCCAUCGAAGAUGUCUUUACACCGGUUCUCAUCAAAGCAUAUGAUUAUGAUUUUGGAUUUCAGGACGAUUUUCUCGGAGCAACUUCUAUUGAUUUGACCAAACUUGAUAUUCAACAAGCAACGCCUCUAAACUUGGUCUUAACUGAGUCUGGUUUAGAGACCGAAACAGGAGCUCAAUCAUGGGGUGAGAUAUUCUUAACCGUUACAUUAAUUGCAAAAACUCAGGAAGAAAAAGAGAUGCAUUUCACUCGCGGUGCAAAGAUGGUCAGUACGGGAAGCGGUUCUGAGACUACAGUCAAAAAAUUAAAGACUCAACUUUGGGAUAGUGUUGUGAAUAUAGUAUUAGUUGAGGCCAAGAAUAUUCGUGAUGACAGCAACUCCAGUGAUAUUCAUUUCAAGUUUAAAUUGGGUUCCGAUAAAUAUAAG
Medioppia subpectinata is the source of this 528-nucleotide messenger RNA. NCBI's taxonomy places the organism in Eukaryota, Metazoa, Arthropoda, Arachnida, Sarcoptiformes, Oppiidae. The record is from the annotation of a GenBank genome assembly.